UGGAACAAAAGUUCUUUGCUUCCUUUUCGCAUUUGCACUAGUGUUACGGGUUUCAAGGGGGUGUAACAUCUUAAAGUCAGAAACAUGAGGGGGUGAAUGGUUCUGUUCGGUGCCCUUUACCUAGUCCACUGUCGAGCAACACUCGACGUGGUUCUGUGAGUCUCAGGAAAACGCGUGCUUGUCAACUCUGAGGAGCACGGCGACGACACACGGAUUUCCAUUUUGAUUCCUGCUUUCUUCCCAGUUAAGGAUUCCUCAUCUCCAGCGUGUUUGUCCGUCUAUUGCCCCAGCCCAUGUAGUUCUGCCGGGCUUCUUUAUCUAUGCACGUGUGGCUGGACUGUGACCACUGAAAACACACGGACGCUCCAAUAGUGGGAAAAGAACUACAAGCUCCCCUUGCACACCACGCAGAUAGUGACGGCCGUUCCGUCUCCAGGUUCUCUGACUCUUCUGCUCAAUACCCGUUUUGGGUUCCAUUUCUACCACUCUCCACACUGGUGUAACGCCGCAGCGUAUUUCGAGAUUCCUCGCGGCGAGUGUUCCGCGACACAGUUGCUACAGCGAUGUUCCUCCCAGUGCAUUGUUUCGUUCGCACAGGACGACCUUCACCUUCUACCUGAAAUAAGUGAAGUCGGGAGUGUUGACCAGUUUGCGUUUUACGGAGAUCCUCUGUCAGGACUUGACGGUUCAGUGGCGUCGCUUUACUGGGCAGCGUCCGGAGGUGAAGCAGAAAAAUCGCCUCUGGAUGAGCGGGUAUUUCGAGGGAGACAAGGCGCUUAGUUUUGUCGUGAGGGACAGAACUGUCGACGACCUUGCCCCAUUCAGUUUGCUGGUCGCUGCAACAUCCUUUCUCCGUAAACGAAAAUGGCGGAUUACCGACCCUGCCUUCACCAAGCGAUCAAUCUUCACGCUGGUCGUCUCGUAUCCAGCUAUUCGUCCUUUCUCGACUGCUGCAGCGUGAAUGAAGAGGGGAACCUAUGUGGCAUGUCCGUCGACAACUUCCUUCUCAAGCUUCAGGUGUUUGCCAUUAUUCACUCCAGCCGAUCGCUGCUGACGCUGGCGGCAGACUGCGCGGUAAACGCCACUCUGCAUGACACGGAGCGUCUUUGCUCUUUACUGACAGAGUCGAAGAGGAAGCUCCGCCACCGCAUUGCGGAGCUGAAGAGCGCAGAUAUUGGUAGCGAAACGAGCGACAGUGCUAGCGGACUUUCCGGGGGAGACACACAGCAACAACGCCGCGACCGUAUGCGAAGCACAGAAGAUGAGACAGAGAAGACUAUAGGAUACGGUGACACUGAUGAGACUGUUUCUUUCGAGGAACCACGUGCGGCUGCAGCCUGUCCGUUUUUUAAGAGUGGGGAAGAACGUCAAAUUUUUGCUUUCGACGAUUUGCUUGGCAGUUUUUUUCAUCAACGGGGUCAAAACGAUUCACCCGCGAAACAGUCACUCAAUAUGACACAUGUAGGGAAAGUCGCCGUAUCCGAAGAGCAGAGAUUGGAGGUGGACUUAAAGUAACUUCAGUUUGAACGAGUUCUUUCUCGGCCUGAAGAGCCGGUUGGUGCAAAAGACGCGACCAACUGUGUCCCUCACAUUGUCUAAAUGAAGGAAUGAGUUGUUCAUCACUGCCAAUCGCGGCGAUGUUCUGUUGUUCACUUCCGGGGACACUCUUUCUUCGUACGGCGGCAAUACGAUUCUGCAUCGUGAAAUACUCAACCACACUUGCCAUGAGUCUGGUUCGCUCAGUUCGUCAACAGAUUGUGAGCUUUUCGAGGGUUGCCUUCGUGGCAAGCUAUCCUGCGUAGGUGGCGGACUGAUUCGCUAAAAUAACUGCAUCUU
Messenger RNA from Toxoplasma gondii ME49, 1836 nucleotides. RefSeq lists its product as hypothetical. The record is from RefSeq and is a predicted model, not a curated record. Lineage: Eukaryota; Apicomplexa; Conoidasida; Eucoccidiorida; Sarcocystidae. The transcript is spliced from 3 exons. The coding region runs from base 865 to 1515 and encodes 216 amino acids.